AUGUUAAUUUCAAUUUAUUUUUAUUUCAGUGUAAAAUGGAAUAUUAAAGAUGGUGAAGAAUUCAAUCCUGUAAAUGGACCUGUUGUAUUAGCAGAGGUUAGAGGUGCCAGAUGCCUUCAAGUGGCACGGAAAAGUAGCCGGAGAAAGACAACACCUGGGUUCCAUUUGGUUGAGAAGUAUGCCAUGUUGGUCGGUGGUUGCGACGGUCAUCGUAUGGAUCUCUCAUCGAUGAUGUUGAAGGAUAACCAUGUUUGGUCGGCAGGUGGUAACAUCACUGCUGCAGUAAGAUGGUGCGUGUUCUAUUGGUGGAUUCUCUCUCUCAAGGUGGAAGUGGAGUGUCGUACUGAAGACGAGGAUGUCGAAGCGAUGGAAGUCGCUGCCGAUGUCGUCAUACUCGACAACAUGUUGCCACCAAUGCUUGCUGUCGCUAAAUCUACCUGUCGAUGCCGUGCUGUAUUGUUACUAGUGGAAGUUAUUAAAGAGUCUGUCGAUGUUGUACCAAUCGUACUGUCAUCGGAUGAUGCUACACGUUUAUUUGAUCGAUUAUUAUGUUGUGCCUCUUACCUCUAG
This is a messenger RNA of Heterostelium album PN500, 570 nucleotides long. RefSeq lists its product as uncharacterized. Gene Ontology annotation, cellular component: cytoplasm. Gene Ontology annotation, molecular function: nicotinate-nucleotide diphosphorylase (carboxylating) activity. The transcript is spliced from 4 exons. The record is from RefSeq and is a predicted model, not a curated record. The coding region runs from base 1 to 570 and encodes 189 amino acids. Lineage: Eukaryota; Evosea; Eumycetozoa; Acytosteliales; Acytosteliaceae. Gene Ontology annotation, biological process: NAD+ biosynthetic process; quinolinate catabolic process.